AGCCAAUGGCUUAUGUUUGCGAUGGGAGACCAGACGACCGCACGACAGGGCGUUCGCCCCACGCAACUGAGUUUUGUACUUCAGAUCGCGUGCUGCUCCGCUCACUCAAGUCGCUCCUCUCGCUGUCUCUCUCUCUCUCUCUCUCUCUUUCUCGAAUCCCUCCCGCCCUUUAAUAUUCGCCGCUGAAUAUAUAAUGCACAUUUGCAAAACCCUCAACACUGUUCUCUCUCUGUCUCUGGCCAUCCACCCCCAGUUGGCGCUCAAGAACAAAACCCUCCAAAGCGUUCCAUUUCCUUUACCAAAUCCAGAGACACUAUUCCGCACCCUUUCUUCUUCUUCUUGCAAAGAUGCCCUUGUGCGUUCCUCAGCAUGCGUCAUUCGCAUUCCCUGAACUCAGAGGCCGAAAGAUGCAGAGAUCAUUCGGCUCUUUGGGGAGAGAGUUUAGAGUGUUUGCUGCUUCUUCAAGUGUGAAAGGGGCAUCGAAUGACAUACCAGCGGCGCCCAUAUUUCUCCCUGAAGGACCUUGGAAGCAGAUUCCUGGGGGAGUUACUGCUGCACAGGGAUUCAAAGCUGCCGGCCUGUAUGGUGGAUUGCGGGCUAAAGGAGAAAAGCCCGAUCUUGCACUUGUCACGUGUGAUGUGGAUGCUGUGUCUGCAGGUGCGUUUACCACAAAUGUUGUUGCAGCUGCUCCAGUGGCGUACUGCAAAAAUGCGUUGGACAUUUCAAAAACUGCACGUGCGGUAUUAAUAAAUGCUGGUCAAGCAAAUGCAGCAACAGGCAAUGCUGGUUAUGAGGAUGUAAUAGAAUGUGCAAAUGCCCUUGCUGAGCUGCUCCAGAUGAGGCCUGAGGAAGUAUUGAUUGAAUCCACUGGUGUAAUUGGUCAAAGAAUAAAGAAGGAGGCUCUUCUCAGGUCACUUCCAAAGCUCAUUAAUUCUCUGUCAUCAACUAUUCAGGGGGCAGAUUCUGCAGCAGUGGCGAUAACAACCACUGAUCUUGUGAGCAAGAGUGUGGCAAUUGAAACUCAGAGUUGGUGGAUUCAACAGGUUGGAGGAACAUGCAUAAGAGUUGGAGGAAUGGCAAAAGGAUCUGGAAUGAUCCAUCCAAAUAUGGCUACCAUGCUUGGUGUAAUAACAACUGAUGCAUUGGUUUCCAGUGAAGUCUGGAGAAAGAUGGUGCAGAUUGCUGUAAACCGAAGUUUUAACCAAAUCACUGUAGAUGGAGAUAGCAGUACAAAUGAUACUGUUGUUGCUUUGGCUAGCGGACUGUCUGGAUCAACGAAGAUAUCUUCUUUGGACAGCUGUGAAGCACAACAACUUCAAUCAUCUCUUGAUGCAGUGAUGCAAGGUCUUGCAAAAUCAAUAGCAUGGGAUGGGGAAGGAGCAACAUGUCUAAUUGAGGUCAUGGUAACUGGUGCAGACAGUGAAGCUGAAGCAGCUAAGAUUGCACGCUCAGUGGCUUCUUCUUCACUUACCAAAGCUGCCGUGUAUGGCAGAGAUCCAAAUUGGGGACGCAUUGCAUGUGCUGCUGGUUAUGCGGGGAUUCCUUUCCACCCCAACAACCUCCAAAUAUUUCUUGGAGAUAUUCUACUCAUGGAUGGCGGGCAACCCCUCCCAUUUGACAGGUCUGCAGCAAGUAACUAUCUUAGGAAAGCUGGUGAGACUCAUGGUACAGUUGGAAUUCGCAUAUCCAUCGGUAAUGGGCCGGGAUGUGGAUUUGCAUGGGGCUGUGACUUAAGUUAUGAUUAUGUCAAAAUAAAUGCAGAAUACACGACAUAGAAGAGCAUUAUUCUUGUAGCUUGGGUUCGCAUCUUUUCAAUAAUGUUUCCCUUCUAUAGCUUCAGUGCUUCACGCUUUGCUUUGUAAUUCAGUUUUAUAAUAAUAUAUUAGUUGCAGAAAACUUGUGAACAGCGACAAGGAUGUCAUUGUUAACCUGUUUUUAAAGUAGAAAAAAGGGAGCAAUGGAAUAGUAAGUCUAUGACAUUUCAACACAUUUGAAGUUCCCUGCUUCAGACUUGUAUUUGUGCCAAUGUAUGACCGAUAUAUGUAAAAUGUUCUGGGAAUAAAAGUAAUGGUCUCAACUAAA
This is a messenger RNA of Malania oleifera, 2082 nucleotides long. Its product is annotated as arginine biosynthesis bifunctional protein ArgJ, chloroplastic. Gene Ontology annotation, molecular function: L-glutamate N-acetyltransferase activity, acting on acetyl-L-ornithine as donor; L-glutamate N-acetyltransferase activity, acting on acetyl-CoA as donor. NCBI's taxonomy places the organism in Eukaryota, Viridiplantae, Streptophyta, Magnoliopsida, Santalales, Ximeniaceae. The record is from RefSeq and is a predicted model, not a curated record. The transcript is spliced from 17 exons. Gene Ontology annotation, biological process: L-arginine biosynthetic process; L-ornithine biosynthetic process. The coding region runs from base 348 to 1775 and encodes 475 amino acids.